AUGCCUUCCUCCAGGCUCAUUCUCAAGUGGAACGAGUUUUUGCGCCUCCUGUAUGGAGUCAUUCAGAAAAGCAAGAAACCCUCAGGGGACGCAAAGAGCGACACCAUUGUGCUGAGCGACCGGCCCCAGGUGCUGUUCAGAGAGUCUCGGUACCCUCAGCCCAUGCCCAUCAUCUGCCACUACUUCAUCGAAGCCCACUUCUUUGCCUCCCUCUCCUGGAUAUCAUCCUACACAAAAGAGACCCUGGCUGUGGUGUGGAUGAGGAACCAAACUGAUGACAUGGUUGAAAAGAGAACCUUCUCAAUGACGGAGCGGCUGCCGCCCAUCCGGUCCAUGGUCCACACGGGUCCCUUCCAUCUCCUCGUGGCCUACUGCGGAGACAUGAUCUUGAGGCUCUUUGGGGACCAUUUUAGGUCAUUCAAAUCCCUGUGUACCGUGCCUUGCCGCUUUGAUGUCAGCUGCCUCUGCUUUGAUCCAGAAACCAAGAUGCUUCUGUCGGGAAUCCUGGGGGCGGUGGCGACCUGGACCAUCGAGCAGAGCGGCAAGGGUCUCCAGAUGAUGCAGAUGUUCCCCAUCCCUGGUGACGAGCUGGUCCACGACAUUGUUCUCAACGGCCCCAACGGCUGCCUCGUCGCCCUGUGCGAGACGACGCUGAGAGUCCUUUACUGCCAGAGCCAGGGCCAGCUGGGCGAGGUCCAGAAGUUCACAGUCACCAACAGCGGGUCUCCCAUCACGUGCUGUUUCACGUGUCAUGAGAGGGACCUUCUCUACGCCGGGAACAAGGCCGGGGAGGUCCAUGUCUGGAACCUCAGCCGGACCCAGUCCGUCCACGGCUUCAGGGCUCACCCUACCUCCGUGGUGUGCAUACAGAGCCGGUCAGAGGCCCACACCCUGCUGACGGCUGGCAAGGAAGGCAUGAUGAAAGAGUGGAACCUCACCUCGGGGAACCUGCUCCGGCAACUGGAGCUCGGCGAGGAGCUGCUGGGCCUCCAGUUUAUCGACAACGCUACCUUCUUCUGCCAGACGGCUCACAGUUUCUUCUUGCGCCAUCUGCCCUCCUUCUACAGUCUCUUCUGCGUCUGCGGUUCCGCCCCGCAGCUGUUAAGCCGGAUCUACUGUAAAGACAACUGCUUCCGGAUCCUGUGCGCCACCGAGGACGGCCUGCUGCACUUUGUGUCUCCUGUGACAGGGGACCUUCUGAUUGUUACUUGGCCUUUCUCAAUCCUUGACCAUGCCGUGGCCUGGGCCUACAACCCGAGCAAAGAGGAGCUUGUCGUAGCCACAGGCAGCUCGGAGGUGCUGGUGUUUGACACGACCCGCAACCCCUGCCCGGUCAAGUAUCUGCUGUGCACUUCCCCCGAUGCUCAGGACUUCGUCCACUGCCUGGCUUACGGCAACUUUUACCUGGGGCGGGGGCUGGAGGGGCUCAUCUUCUGCGGGCAUCAGAGUGGUACGUUGAGAGUGCUUUCCCAGCAUAGCUGCGCCAGAGUUAAGAAACUCAUGCACUCUGGGGCCGUCCUGGCUCUGUCAGUGCUCUACGGAGGGCUCUUCAGCAGCCGAGAAAACACUCUGCUUUGUUCCUAUGGGAUGGAUGACUACAUACACCUGUCAGAAGUGGUGUUCGCCACGGCCAGGUUACAAAUCCGGGCCCUGGCUAGCAUCCUCAGCAGCUGUCAGGUGAAGCACCUCGUCCUCUUGCCGAGGGCCGUGGGCGCCAUCACCGACACCAGCUGCCUCCGGCUCUGGAAGUUCCAUGAUUUUAUGUCCUUUGGGUCACAAAAGGGCACCCGAUUCAUCGAGACGCUGCCUCUCCACCAGUGUGCCAUCACCAGCUUUGACGUCUGCCUGGCCCUGAGUCUCUUCGUCACGGGUGGUUCCGAUGGCUCCGUCCGCAUCUGGGAUUUCCACGGCAGACUGGUAGCCAUGCUGGACUCGUCCCUGCACUUUGGCCCGCUCUGCUUCGCCAAUGACCGGGCCGACUUGCUCGUGGCUUUCAACCAGAGUAUUUACCUGGUGUCCUGUCUGGAACUGCUCCCCCCAUCCGCGCUCUCUAACCUCGCCCUCUUGAGCAUAAUGGAUGACGUGGUAGAAGUCCCCAAGCCUUUCACGCCGGGAUUCUUUUUCUCUUUCGAGACCAUAUAUGUGCCGAAGUACAGCUACCAAGACAAACAGAAACAGAACCUCGAAGGCCUGGCCAGGCUCGUCAAUAAGCGGGCCAUUGCCUUUGACAAUAACGUGCCACAUGUUGUCGAAGAGGAGCAGGAUGGGAAAGCUGUGCUGCUGAUCGCUCCCUGGUACGACUCUUUGGAGGGAGCUGAGGUGGACGAAUCUGAGAGGCCAGUCCAAACCCGUCACGUGGUCCCUCCCCAGUUACAGCUGACUGCCUGGGACGGCCUCAACCCGUACCAGAUACUGCGGUGUUACCUUGGGCAGGAGAGGAAGUGGCUUCUCGCCCCUGAUUGCCAUAUCCCCAACUCAGUGAUCCGUGCCCGGCUCUGGCCAGAGGGCAGCCCCAUCUUCCUCCAGUGCGGCCUGCACUCACCCAGGCGGGAUCUGAGCUGGGAAAAUGACGAGGAGCUGUUCUGGCACAGCAAGAUAAGAGCCAUGAGUGACUCGAGGACCGCUGCGGACAAAGAGGACGAAAGCUUCCUAAAAGCAAGACUGAGCAGGGACAUCACUUACAGCGUCCUUACUGACACGGUGAGCCGCAGCUGGCUGGGGAGGAAGAUGAGCGAAGUCGCCAUCAGCAGCCUGACCGAGACGAUCCUCAGCGUCAUGAGCCGCUGUAACCCGCUGAAAUACCAGUGCUGCAUUGGCGCGCUGGGACAAAUCUUCGCCUUGUACCAGGUGACUCCGGCUCUGCGCUCGGAGACCGCGCGCCGUCUGCUGGAUGACACGACCAACUCCAACCCCCAGAUCCGGGAGCUAGCCUGGGAAGGGCUGAAGCGCCUCGGGAUGAUUACCCACUACUUUGCCUUGCCUCUGACCCAGGGACUGUUGGACAAGGACCCGAGGGUGAGGGCUAAAGUCAUGGCUUUAAUGCCCGAGACCGGAAUCCACUCAAAGACCUCACUCUUAAACCUGAUCCAGAAAUCGGACCUUUUCCAGGAUUUGCAGCAGGAGAUGAUUGGGGAGGAGUCCCUGGACCAUCUUCUGGGGAUGCGGCCCACAGACAUCCAAAUCCUCAAGAAUCAAAUAGAGCAGUGGUUAAGCGACAAUCUGUCGAUGGCCAAAGAGAGGCUUGAUUUUUCUUUUGAACUCCCGGCGAGUACUGCACCUCAUAAGGUCUUCUCCUGGCUGCCUGACUCGGCCCCUGAGGAACCUGAAGUCAAGUCCAUCAAGAGGCAAAGACGAGUCCGGUCAGCAGGCAAAAAACGGGUCCGGAAAUUGUUGCGAGGUCUCAGGAAGCUGAAGGAGGCAGCUAAAGAGCAGAAACCAGAGGCCGCUCCUGUAGAGGAGAUAAGUGAGGUGCGCGAAGCCGAAACCCCCUACGCCAGGUCUUCAGCUGGUAGCCCCCUGACGAGCCCAAAGGAUGCUGAGAUCUCAGAAGACAACAUCAUUAAGGAAUACCUUUCUGUGGCCAUGAAGCUGAGGAAAAAGCGGAAAGCCGCAGACAAAAGAGAAAAGAAAGCUUCCAAACCCAGCGAGCAGAGGAAGAAGAAGAAGAAAAAGAAGAAGAAGAAGAAGCAAGAAGAAGGAGAAGAAGAAGCAGACGCUGAGGCCAUGGCUGAGGAAAUCUUGCCUCCCGUGGUCACGGAACCUCCUCCACCGCCGAGGAGAAAGCAGAAAGCCUCUGGGAGGGGCAUCUCGGGGAGACCCGGCCGGGUUCUCUCUAUAGACAGCGAGUGGCGGGAUGACCUCUGUCGGCUCAUGAACCUAAGGAUAGCUGGUUCCCAGCCAAAGAUGCAGAAGGAUCUGAACACUGAACUGCUGGCCACAGCUACAGAGGUGCUGAUGGAUAAUCUUCCGAGCUGGGAAGUCUUUGAGGAAAUCUGCCCCUUGUUGGAGGGAGAAAGGAUAGGCGGUCCCCCGGACACUAAGAGGGGAGUACCCUGGCAGGAUGAAAAACCAGGUGUUACUGGUGAAGAAGAAAUCAGAGAGGCUGAGGCAGCCAUAAGCGAGGAGGAGAUGCCGGCGGCUGCAGAAGAAACACUGGAAAAAGAGGUGGAGGCAGAGCCCGUGGCUCCGGAAAAGGCCAAGAAAAAGGAGGUUGUUUUCUUAGACCUGGAUGAGGCAGUCAAGAAGGAAAGACCCGAGAGGAAGAAAAAAGCUAAGAAGGAGAAAAGGAAGGAAGCUAAAAAGGAGAUGGCGGUCUCUGAAGACAGAGAGAGACCAGGGGGAGGAGAAGGAGGGGAAGAGCCUGCUGCGAUGCCGGUGUUGGAAGUAAAGGCCAGAAAGGAGGUAGUGGUUGAACCCGAACAGCAGCCAGCGGGGCCUGAGAGGAAGCUGUCUUGGGUGGAAUGGAAGACAGCCUGGGAUGAGUGGCACCAGGCCCAAAGUCAGAGGGCAGUGCCUUGGGAAGGAUGGAAGAAAGAAUGGGACAGGAAGUAUUUUGAAGAGCAGGAGAGACUGCAGGCUGAAGGGAAACUGCCGGCCAGCGAGGAGAAAGAAAGGAAGAGGAAGCUAACUUGGGAUGACUGGAAAGAGAUCUGGGAAGACCUUUCGAAGACCAAAACCCAGAAGGAGCUGGAUUUGAUAGUCCCACUGUUCGAAGAGGCCGAGGUGGAAUCUGAGGAAGAAGAGCUUCUGGAAGAGCAGAGAGAGAUCGAAAAGGCGCAGAGGGAGGCCAGGGAAGAGUGGCAGCGAGCCAAAGAUGAAAGAGAGCGCGCCAAGGAGCAGGCCUUGCUGGCAAAAGAGGAGCAGAAACUGGCCCAGGAAGAGGAAAGGCUAGCUCAGGAAGAGGCAAAACUGGCCCAGGAAUACAUGAGGAAGGCUUCUUCCGCAGAAGGGGAGCAGGCCAGCCAAGAGAUGAGCCUUGCUGAGAGGCAGGCGCGCCUGGCCAGCGAAGAGGAGCUCCUAAGCCAGGAAGCCAAGAUACUGGCCCAGAAAAAGAAGAAACUGGCCAGGAAGCUCGAGAAACUGGCUCGCGAAGAGGAGGCCAUAGCCAAGAAAAUGGAGAAAGUGGCGGACGUGCAAGGAGUGCUGGCCCGGAAGAUAGAAGCCGCGAUCCUGAAGGAGAAGAGUCUGGACCUGAAGGAAAAGGAGCUGAGAGAGGAGGCGAGGAUCCUGGAAGAGGAGAUGAGGGAGCUCGCUUGGAAGGAGGACGAACUCCAUGAGGAAACCGAGAGACUGGAGGAGAAGUGGGUGGAGCUCGCUGAGGAGGAGGAAGAGCUGGCCUGGCUCGAGGGGAAGCUGGCCUCGGAGGAGAGGAGCCUAGCCCAGGAGGAGGAGCAGCUGGUAGAGGACGAGAAGAGGCUGGCCGAGAAGGAAGACCGGACGCCCGAAGAAGAGAAGGAGCUAGAGGAGAGGAAGGAGACACUCAGAGAGAAGAAAGAAAAACUGGCCCAGGAGAAGAAGAGGCUGGCUCAGAGGCGGAAGGAGCUGGAAGCGAAGAAGAGAAGACUGGCCCAGGAGGAAGGUGCUCUGGCCCGGGAAAAGCAUCUGCUGGCUCUGGAAAAACAAAGACUGGCCGAAAGGGAAGUGGCCAUCCAGGACAACCAAAGAAAGCUCCUCAAGGAGAGAGAGCAAGCACAGGAGGCAAAAAGCAACCUGGAGACGGCCCGGGAGAAACUGACCAGACUGUUGGACAAGCUGAAGAAGGAGAAGGGGCUCCUCAUGGGGAAGAGGGAGAAGCUGAUCGAAGAGCAGAGGAAGGUGAUGGAGGCAGACAUGUUCCUGGCAGAACGGCAAGAGAAAUUAGCCCAGGAGAAGAUGCAGCUCGCCGAUGAACUCAAGACAACCAUCGAGCGAAGUAUCCUCUUCAGAGAGCAGACAGAGCUCACUGAGGAGUGGAUGGCCUUGACUGACAAAAUGAAAAGGGUGGCCAAGGAGAGGCAGCUGCUGGCAGGUGAGGCAGAGCUGAUCCCCGGUAGUGGGGCGGAAGACGAGAGACCAAGGCAAAGAAGGCUGUCUAAGCAUGAAGCCGAUCUGAUGAAGAAGAGAGUGCCUGCGCUGGAGGAGGAGCUCACCGCCUACCAAGACAGGCUGCUGGCUAUGGAGGAAAAGGACGAGGCCAGGGGGAGUCUGGAGCUUACCAGAGGGCAGCGGAUACAUGCCCAAGAAAAAAGGAAAUUAGCCAGCGCCUCCAGGAAGCUGUACAAAGAGGCAGAGGUCUCCAAGGAGCCGGCACAAACGAGUAGCUCCUUAAAGGAGCUUCAAAAACUAGUCAAGAAAGCAAGGAAAGUGACACAGAAAGAGACCAAGAUGGCCAAGAUAAAGCAGAUGCUGUUUGCUAAGGAGGCCAGGCUGAGUCUGGAGGAGGCCAGACUGGACACCAAGGAGUUGGGUGACGCUUCUGAGGAGCAGCGGGGUGUCGCCGCGGACGAGAGGAAGCUGGCCGAGGAGGAGAGGAGUCUGGCCAAGGAGAUGCGAAAACUGAGGAGCCAAGAGCAAAAACUGGUCGAGGAAGAACGUAGCUUCCGCUGGGAGCUCAAGCUCCCCGAGAUCGAUGAAGACCUCGAUGCCGAGGAGGAGGGGACUCUUGGGGCAGACAAGGGAGCUCUGGUCUUCAAAAAGUCGUGGCAGAGGAGAGAAGCAGUGACCGAACCUCUCCCUGGAAUGGAAAAGUUUUACGGCCUGUUGGAAGAGGUAGAAAGGAAAGAGAGCUUUGCUCAGGCGCUAGAGAGCCUGUUAGAGGAAGUGGAGGAAGAGAGUUUGUCUGAGGGAGAGGAGGAGGAGAGGGAGGAGGAGGAUAGGGAGGAGGAGGAAGAGGAGAGGGAGGAGGAGGAAGAGGAGAGGGAGGAGGAGGAAGAGGAGGAAGAAGAGGAAACGAAGGAGGAGGAGAUAGAAAAGAAAGAGAAAAAGAGGAAAAAGAAAGUGCCUGAGGAAGAGGAGGAGGAGGAGGAGGAGGAAGAAGAGGAGGAGGAAGAGACUGAAGAAGGCAUGGCUGAGGAAGGCGUAGAAAGGGCGAGUGACAUAGAAAAGGAAGAGGAGAGACCCUUAGUGGAAAAAGCAAGGAAGGAAGAGGUGGCGUUAAAAAGAGAAAAAAGGAAGAUCCUACAGGAAGAAAGAAGGAAGGCCCUAGCACGACAGGAAGUGUUCCCUCCCAUUGGACAAGGAAUCCCCGAGCUCAAGGGGAGCAGUAUAAGGCUGGAAACUCCGAAAAGCCCUCUCCUGAAACUAGGCCUCGAGGUGGGAAAGAGGGCGCCGUUUCCGCCAGAAGCAAAGCCAGUGUUGGCGGAAGAGAAGGCCGCCAUGCUUGAGAUAGGCAAGAUAUACCUGAAGACAAAGUUGAUGGAAGAAGAAAGGGAAGUGGGUGCGAUCUCAGCAUACGAACCGACAGACACGUUAACACCACUCACGUCUCAAAUGCUUCGAAGGGCCGUGCACGCUCACAAGCUCCAGCACGCAACGCCGCCACCCAGGCUGAGGUGGAUUGUGCAGCGUCGUCACCCUUCUCUGGUAAGACCAACAACAGCCCGACGGCUGCGGCCCUCGGAGACCUUGGCGAAGGACCGGCACUCGGGGGUAGGCAUCUCAGACGUAGAAUGGCUGCACUGCGUCUUAGAGCAGAUGGCGGCCGGCGAAGAGCUCCCUAGAGACAGUUUCCACAGACUGUGCCAGCUCCUCAAAGACCUCACCUCAGCGGGAGACCUGGAGUGGCUGCACCUGGCGAUACUUAAAACCAUCGUGCACCAUCACAAACAGGCCGCGGACUCUCGGGGCGCGCCCAGACCCGGCAGGGAACCCAUGAGCGCCAAACAUCUGAAAGUGAUCCCUCCCAUAAAGGGAAAGGAGAGCUGGCUGAAACCUUCAGCCGUCCCCACCACCCCAGGGUCCCCAUUCGCUACCAAAAGGGUCACAGACCCGGAGGCCCUACACUGGCAUCUUCUAGGCGAGCCGUACAGAAGCGCGCGCCUACAUCAGCUGUCCAGUGUUGUUGAGGAAGUGGAGACUCAGUCUCUCCAUCCUACCACGAGAGAUAUUUUAACCGGUGCCCCCCGUUCCUCUGUAGACAGACAGACCCUGGCACUAAUGUUUCAAAAGGACUUCGGGGAUCUAAAAGGUAAAAGCAGGUAUCCCAAACUGCCUAAGCUGGGGAAAAAGCCCAGCUCCAAAACGAAGGAAGAGGCACCUCCGUGGGAGACGUUCGUGGCGCUCUACCACGUGUUGCUGAUGCUGCGGCAGCGCUACGCCAAAGACGCGGCUACAUGGAUGGAGAAGUUUCACCAGCUCAUGGACCUGUACCAGAUCAAGUCCCCCCGGAUCCAGAGGCUGCUGCAGGACCUGCUGCUGAGAGAAGAGCCUCCACGCCGCGAGUUCGUGUCCCGCGAGGCCCUGGAGGCCACGGAGCUGCUGCCCGGGGAGCGGCUGCUGUACUGCCUGGUUUGCGGUGGCUCCCACCCGCGACCUAUCCCUCUGGAGUUCCAGGGCGUCAUCCCGCUCCCCGAACGGAACAACGUGCACACCUUCCGUCCCAAAGGCAUCGCCAAGUACGGAAUCCUUGAGCUAGCCUGGAAGAGGCUGCCUCAAGCUGAUAUUCACCUCCUCAAGAAAGCGCCUCUCCUUAUGGCUCCCACUCUUUAA
Messenger RNA from Acomys russatus (golden spiny mouse), 8685 nucleotides. RefSeq names its product WD repeat domain 87 (gene Wdr87). The transcript is spliced from 8 exons. NCBI's taxonomy places the organism in Eukaryota, Metazoa, Chordata, Mammalia, Rodentia, Muridae. Gene Ontology annotation, molecular function: protein binding. The record is from RefSeq and is a predicted model, not a curated record. Bases 1 to 8685 code for a protein of 2894 amino acids.